Uranotaenia lowii is the source of this 6690-nucleotide messenger RNA. RefSeq names its product beta-1,4-glucuronyltransferase 1-like. The coding region runs from base 772 to 2622 and encodes 616 amino acids. The transcript has 10 exons. Lineage: Eukaryota; Metazoa; Arthropoda; Insecta; Diptera; Culicidae. The record is from RefSeq and is a predicted model, not a curated record.
AUUACCACAAUUGUCUUAUCGAGUUCAAAUUGAAGAAUCCGGACCAUUUUUGUAUGCCACUGGCGCUGGGUGUUUGGACAUUUUUCGGUUCGCGCUGAUUGAAUUCGGCCAGGUGAAGAUGCGCCCUCAAAGGGCAACCAAGUAGGCCAUUUUCGCUAAUGGUCGUAGGUUUUUUGAAUCGUGUGUUCUGGAGGUGGUUUUAGUGAAGUUGCAGCAGCAGGCGUUGAGGUGGAAAGCGAGUGCUAUGAAAAGCUGUAUUUGGUGGUGACGUUACCAGUGCGGAUCGAUUGACAAAUACAAACAAUAAACCUAAAUAGUAGGAGCUUAUAAUCCCUAUCUAUGCCUACUGAGGAGCAGAACGACCGUAUUUUAUUGCAUCACAGUAGGCCGACCGGUGGUAAAAUUCGAAGAGCACACCGACUGGAAGGACGCUACAAUGACGUCAAAACAACGCUCGACGGCCUACUAGAAUCGAAACCAGACGGCAGCGUAAUCCAUAGGACCAUUUUUACACGAAACGCAUCAAAGACAGCCGGGAGCAGAAGCAGAAGCAAAACUAUCCCUCGAGUCCUCCUCUAGAUAUCUAAGCUUCCCAAUUUCUCUAAACCUAGUAUCGCAAUAUCAGCUGAGACCAUCUUGCCUGACAUUCUCCACUUUUUGGAUCGAAUUAGAUACACUUCUUUUGGCAAAGGAAGGCAAGUGUUUCGAAACGCACAAAACAAAGGUUAGCUUUCUACCUUACGAACACACUUACACAUCAACCAUCAACGUAUGAAACAGCUAAAGGACCACCGGAGUAAGCUGAUCAGAAUGUUGACCCGUCGGAAUUGGCUGCUACGGUGCAGCAUCCUGAUCAAUGUGGCGGUGUUGCUGUACCUGUGCAGCCAUCUGCUGAUCGGGGGCGGAAACUUUGCCCUCGGCCCUGCCUAUAUCAUAUCGGCCGAUACGGACACAACGAUUGCGGCUGCGGCGUCUGGCGGCGGCUAUCGGGGGCACUUGCCGGCCAAGGUUGCCCAGCAGUUGAGGCAAGAGGAGCGACUCGAGGAGCUGCUGGAAUCGUCCCAGCAGCUUGCCCAGCAGCAGCAGCAACAGCAACAGUCCCAGAAUCAGCAGCAGCAUCAGCACAACAAUGUGGUGGUGAAGAUUCAGGAAAACGGGAUCAGCGUCCAAGAGGUUCCGCAGGUUCCACAACUGGGUCAAUCCCAGCAACAGCAACAGCAAGACCGGAUGCUUCUGGAGGCCGCUGCCGGAGGUCGAGAUGUAGAUAAUUCUAAUAGUAACGUAGAGGAUAGUCGAUUCGAUGUGCCAAUAGACGAAACCCUGGGUAACAGUAAUCAGAACGGGAACGGUGGUGGUCCAAAGAUGGCGCCAUCUGGUGGUGGGCCAGAGAUCCUUUACCAGGAUGGGUCCCUCAUGACAGGACCAAACGGAGCGGGAGCUGGUCUCCUGAACGUUAGUGAUAUCUUUUCGACCACAGCGUCGAUCGAUCUCGAAAUGAAACUGAGGUCGCUAUUGAACUGUCACGAUCGUGACUACGAGCCGUACAUCGGCCAGCGGGGUGACUUCUGGGUGCUCAAGAACUACGUCCGUGCCGAGCACGGGGAGCUGAGGUGUCACGAGACCAUCACCUACACCACGCACGCCGACUACACGUUCCUCGAUAAUCUGAUACCACUGGUCGAAAGGUGGAACGCCCCGGUCAGUUUGGCGAUGCACGCGCCUGGCACCGACUUCAUGCCCACCGUCGGCGCGAUCAAGUAUCUGCGAGACUGCCUGCCCGAGAGCCAUCUUGUUCGUCAGUUUGUCACCUUUCAUAUUUAUUUUAGUAGUAAACAUAUUCCAAAAGUUGUUCCUAAAUACGACAAAGUAUUAGAACCGCCGUACAACUGCUCGCAGCAUCCGCCCUUCUACAACAUGUCGAGCGGGCAGCUGUACAAGACGCAGAAGAAGCUGCUGUAUCCGGUGAACGUGGGCCGGAACAUUGCCCGGGACGCGGCGAUGACCCACUUCAUCCUAGCUAGCGAUAUCGAAUUGUACCCGAAUCCGGGCCUGGUGCACAAGUUCCUAGAGAUGAUCGUGCGAAACGAGCCGGUGCUGCAGCGGAAAAAUCCGAGGGUCUUUCCGCUGUCGAUUUUUGAGGUGGACAGCAGCUCGCCGGUGCCGCGGGACAAAACGGAGCUGCAGGAGCUGCUGCGGCAGGGCAAGGCCAUCUCGUUCCACAAGCGAGUUUGCUCCAGCUGCCACGGGGUGCCCAAGUCGAAGGAGUGGAUCGCAGCCAAUGAAACUGACGAUUUGGGAGUGUUUCACAUAGGAAAGCGGGUGGGAUACUUUAUCCACUGGGAGCCGAUCUACAUCGGAACCCACGCAGAUCCACACUACGAUGAGCGGUUAAGUUGGGAGGGAAAGAGUGAUAAAAUGACGCAGGGUUACGCGCUCUGCGUGUUGGAUUACGACUUCCACAUCCUGGACAAUGCCUUCCUGGUGCACAAACCAGGCAUCAAGGUGCUGAAGAAGGAUCCGAAGCGGGCCAUGCUGGCCGCCAAGACCAAUCAGCUGAUCAAGAAGAUCAUCUACCCGGAGCUGCAGAUCAUGUACGGUUCCCGGAAGGGCUGCGCCGUAUAGUUGAAGGGGAAACUCCCGGCGGCCCAAUAGUAUAAGGGGAAUGGCAAUGGCAGAGGUGGUGGCAGCGAGAGGAGGACUGACGACAAGAUGAUCUCCGGUGACAUCCGGAUUGCCAACGCCGAUGCCGACGCCGCCUCUGCCACUGCUGGUGGUGGUGGUGGUUCUAGAGCAGGUGGUGGGAUGCUUUCUGCCGUCGCUUCCCCUCCGAAUCCGAUCCUGGCCGGGGCCGGAUUUCUGGUGACCUUCCUCGAGCAGCGCCCGCACGUAGGCAGCCGACGGAAGAAGGGAAAACGUAAGGGUUACGUCAGACGGCGGAAGUAAAUCUAGCGAUAAGACGUGUAAGUAUGUGUACGUAUGUAUGUACUGUGUGCUAAGCUAAGUCGCAUUUUACGAUAAUCAGGACAAAGUGCGUUUGGGCAAAGAAUAACUAGGCGGGUGCGAGAGUUUUGUACAUUAUUGUUUGAAUGAAAAAAUUGCAUGCGGCCAGAAUAUUGAACGCAAUAAGGCUUAGAUCAGUAAGGAAAAGAACGGUGAUAUGAAAAAAAUACUGUCUUAAAUAUACUCUUAGACUAAAACAAUGCUAAACUAUUGUAAGAUAAAGCAAAAAAAAAAACAAACAAGAAAAACAAAUUGGCUGUUUGGUUAACGCAGAUAAAGUAAAGUAGUGACACAGUAUCGAUGUGAUACACAAUUUUUUGUAACUUUUGUCAGUGGUAGAAAUUUUUUCCACACCGAGAGAUAAUUCACACACGAAAAAAAAAUACAUUUGGAUCCUUAAAACGAGGCAAAGUAAAAGUUAAAAAAUGUUGGCAACGCUGAAGCUAACACAAGUAAAUCACACAAACACGAAUGAUGUAGUGAUGAAUAUUUUAUAAAUCACUUUUACACCUUAAACAAACAAAAAAAAAUCAAGUAAAAUCAACAACGUUAUCACACAUUGUGGAAAAUCAACAUGUAAACGAAAAAGGAAAAAAAAUGAAAAGAAUUUAGAACCACAAAACGCAACAUGAAACUUUUAAAUGGAAAAUGAGAAGCACAUUGAUCAGCAGACUGUUGAGAUGAAUAUCAAAAACGUAAUGUCGAAGAACUAUCGAACAUUUCUUUUGAUUUUGACAUUUUAAAAUUUUUUCAUUAAAAAUGUUUUUUUUUGUUUAAACUUUUUUUUUGUUAAAACUAAAUUUGGAUUGAAAUUUAGGAAUCAGAUAAAAAAAGAUAUUUUGAAUGACUUUAUUUUUACGUAUCCAACGUUUCGAUCCUUAAAGGAUCUUAAUCAGGAACUAAAAUUUGUAAAAAUAAAGUUGUUCUUACUGAAAAAACUGAGACUGAAAGCCGAAAAUCAACUUACUAAAAGUAAACUGAACAGUCACAAAAAAAUAAUCUGUAUUCUGAAUUCUAAAUUCUGAAUUCUGAAUCUGAAUUCUGAAUUCUGAAUCUGAAUUCUGAAUCUGAAUUCUGAAUCUGAAUUCUGAAUCUGAAUUCUGAAUCUGAAUUCUGAAUCUGAAUUCUGAAUCUGAAUUCUGAAUCUGAAUUCUGAUUCUGAAUCUGAAUUCUGAAUCUGAAUUCUGAAUCUGAAUUCUGAAUCUGAAUUCUGAAUCUGAAUUCUGAAUCUGAAUUCUGAAUCUGAAUUCUGAAUCUGAAUUCUGAAUCUGAAUUCUGGAUCUGAAUUCUGAAUUUUGAAUCUGAAUUUGAAUUCUGAAUUCUGAAUCUUAAUUUUUAUCUGAAUUCUGAGUCUGAAUUCUGAAUCUGAAUAUAAAUUCUAAAUUUUAGAUCGGCAUUCUGAAUCUGAUUUCGGAAUUUUGUAUCCGAAUUUUGGAUUUUGAAUCUGAAUUUGGAAUAUGAAUUCUGAAUCUGAACUUUGAAUUAUGAAUCUGAAUUCUCAUUUCCGAAUUUUUUGCAUUCGAAACUUUUACACUCGGAAUUGGACUUCAAUUAUUUUUUGUUUAUUUCUGAAAUCCGAAAUGAAAAAAAAGAUCAGUAAAAAUGCAUUUUGUCUCCAUCAUGAGUGCCUUAAAGUAAUGGAGAGACAAGAAGAGUAAAUCACAUCCAACUCAUUCAGAUCGAAAUCAUUCACCGAUUGCGUCAGUUGUUUGAUUGUGUUAGCUUAAAAUCAGUCAAUGUACUCAAUGGAACGCAAAGUUUUUGCUGUUUUAAUGCACAUCAUCAGAAAUCAUAAAAAUAGGAAAUUUUUAUCUCCAGCCCAUGGUUCCACUAAAUGGAUAACAAAUCUUGAAGUCAGCAGCCGAAAUGAUCAAAAAUUGCUGUUGAAUUUUUUAGAGUGCUUAGCAUAGCUGCAUUGAUUUUAAACAACAAGAUCUAAUCUUUGUUCAGGUUAUUGGUUUGAAAAUACGUACUAUCUACUCCUCGUGUUUUGCUUUCCUUAAAAUUGUACUGAAGUAGAAACAAAUCCAAAUCGAAAAUAUCUACCCUAGGAGAAGUUACUUGAAAAAACCUCUACACUCAAUUCAAUUAUGUUAUCGGGUAAAGCUCCAAAGUAAGAUAGAACAAAAACCUAGUGGAAAAUUCUUUGCAGUGUAUCAUCGAAACUGGAAUAACAUUUCGAAAGGAUGAAAUUCAUUCCAGAUCGAGAGUAAGAUCCCUUAAGAAAUUUGCCUGCUAGAAAAAAUCAAGGUUUUAUUCGAGUUUUAGCAUUUUACUUACACAACAAAACUAGGCCUUGAUCAAAGACCAAUAAUAUCUGAUGGGGCUUUCAACACACACAUUUGUGUCCAUCGACGCCACUUUUCCAUGCAAUAGCAAAAAAAAAAAACAAACAAAAAACUAAAACGUACCGGUAGACCGUUUACCAGUUAAUUAAGUUCGGAGAGACUAGUUUUUAGACGUUUCGUAACAGUAAAAGUUGUAUCAAAUACAAAAGAAAAAGAUAAAAAUAGGAGUUACUUCCCAGUAUGGGAGCAAAAAUAUCGAUUGCCACUUGUAUGACUAGAUACUUUUAAUGCGGACAUUUUUUCGCGCUCCCCUAGUUUUUAGUGUUACAUUUUUCCGUUCUUUCAUUUUUUAUUUUCAAUAGAUAUUAGUUGACAGCUAGUUAGAACUGUAUAGAUUCCUGAAAGCCUGUUUUCUCUGAAUGACGUCGCUUAAACAAAAAGCAAAGUUUUACCAUACGUAGGAUUCUUUGGGUACCUUAGUAGAUGUCAAAAUAGUGUUUGUUUUAGUGAAACACCUCGAUACGAUUCAAAUUCAUACCCUUGAAACAAGAUUUUUUCCAAUCUAGUGUUCUUUGUAGUGAUGAGAGUUUUCCGCCCUAGAUUCAUUAGAAUUUAUUUCAAUAUCAAAUCCAAGCAAGCCGCGAAUAGUAUAAAGGUUUCCAACUCCAUGGGAAUAGUUUCGAGCUCAAUUGAGUAGGCUAUACGAAACAGAAGUAAACACCCCAGAGAACAUCUUUUGGGAAAGCUUAACUUUUCAAAGGGAUGUUAAUAUUAUUUAUUACCAUUCCUAGAUCCAACCUAGACUCCAUCUACAACAUUUCAUGAGCUUUGCAUUGAUCAAUUCCACAUCUAAAUACUAUGCAUUCAACAUGCAUUUAUUUCUAUAAAAAAAUGCGUUUACCUUUUUUGCAUCAUCAGACAUCAACUUAUUUAAUCACACUUACAAAUUCAUGUCAAUUGUUGCCAGUAGUUACGAUUCAUUGCCGAAGGUUCAGAUUGAUUUACCUACGCAAAAUUUCCUGAUCUGUAUACACGCAUCUCUUCUUCCAAUGCAACAAUUAUUGGAAGCUGAAUUUAAAACUAACACGCGAAUCCAUUUCAUCGUCAUCGAUUUGUUUUGUGCAAAAAAUAAUAAUAAAAAACGAAACCAAUGACUAGGAGAAAAUUCGAAAAAAGUUACUGUAUUGUAACAUUAGUGAGAGUAUCCAUGUAUAAGCAAAUCAAAAAGAAUAAAAGGAAGAAGUAAAACAAAGAACAACGGAAACGCAGAAAAUAACAGUAUCGAAUCAGCAUCAAUACUCACAAUCACAAACACACACACACAAACGUACAUGAAAAUACCCAUUGUCUUUUAGUGAAAAUGAGCGACGAAGCGUAGAAGAAAAAGGAAAACACAACUACC